AUGGCAGAUGCUGUUGUUUCGUUUGUGAUUGAAAGGCUUGGAGACUUGGUGAUUUCUGAAGCUCAAUUCUUGUAUGGAGUCAAAGGCCAAGUGGGGAAUGCAAAAAUCAAGCUUCAAUGUAUGAGUGCUUUCUUAAAAGAUGCAGAUGCUUGGGUUAGAAAUGGUGAUGAGAGAGUUCGCCUUUUGGUUGUCCAGAUAAGAGAAAAUUCUUAUGCCUUGGAAGAUGUUAUUGAGACUUAUGUCCUCAAAGUGGCUUGUAGUCAUGGAACUAUCAAACGUGCAUUAAAAUGGUGUGUUCGCAUUAUUGAUGUCCACAAAGUUGGAUCAGAGAUUGAGAGGAUCUCAUCCAACAUUGAUACUUGGACUUCACAAUUAGAAGCACUUGGAGUACACAGAUCAAUACACAAAGCAGAUGAAGCUUCUUCAAGCAGCUAUGUCCAACAGCAAAGAAAGUUGAGGCAAGCUUAUUCUUAUGUUGAAGACAACCAUGUUGUUGGAUUCCAUAAAGAUAUCCAGGAGUUGGUUGCCCUUUUGACUGAAAAAGAGAACCCUCAUAAGCAUAAGGUGAUUUCUUUAUGCGGGAUGGGUGGUUUGGGGAAGACUACUCUUGCCAGAAAGGUCUAUCAGCAUCCUCAAGUCAAGACUCACUUUGAUUGUUAUGCUUGGGCCUCAAUAUCUCAGCAAUGUAAUACACGCCAUGUCUUCGAAGCAAUUUACUUUGCUUUCACUUCUCCCACAGCUGCACAAAGAAAUCACAUCAAAAACAUAAGUGAUGUUGAAUUAGCAAGGGAGCUUUACAACUUUCAGAAACAGAAAAAAUGUUUGGUGGUUCUUGAUGAUAUAUGGACCACAACAACAUGGGAUCUUCUAAAGCAUGCAUUCCCUACUCAAGGAGAAAUGCAUAGCAAGAUCUUACUCACUACUCGGAAUAAGGUUGUAGCUUUGCAUGCGGAUGGACAUGGUUUCAUGCAUGAACCUCAUUUGCUCAAUGAAGAGGAGAGUUUUGAGCUGUUUCAGAAAAAGUACUCUACUAUUGGAACAUAUCCAUCAAACUCAAAUGAUGAUGAAGACAAGAAGAAAGAAGUAGCAGUAGAGAUGCUUAAAAAGUGCUCUGGUCUCCCAUUAGCCAUCAUUGUACUCGCUGGGCUUCUAUCUAAGAAACACACCUUAUACGAGUGGGAGCUGGUGAAAAGAAACGUACCUCUCUGCAUAGGUCAAGCUGAACAACAACAUGAUGUUGACUCAAAAUAUCGUAGUGUUUCGGGGGUGUUAGGUUUGAGUUACAGUGAGUUACCAUCUCACUUGAAGCCUUGUUUUCUGUACUUGGCUCGUUACGCUGAAGAUGUCCCGAUAAGAGUAAAAGAGUUAUGUCAUAUACUCAUAGCAGAAGGUUUUAUAUCGCGAAGAAGAGGUUCUGUGGAAACUUUGGAGGAUGUGGCAUAUGAUUGGUUGUGUGAGUUGGUGGAGAGGAGUAUGAUUCAGGUCAAAGAAAUGAGUUCAACAGGAAGAAGGAUAAAAUCAUUUUGCAUUCAUGAUCUCAUGCGAGAUUUGUGUUUGUUUAAAGCUCAAGAUGAAAACUUUCUACAUUUUACUGACUGGCGGAAUAGAAGGGAAGAGCCAACAGAAACAAAGGUACGAAGAGUUUCCAUCUAUGCUAAUAAAAGUGCUAAUGGUAAUGAUUUUAUUCAUAUGGUUGGAAAUAUAGAUGACUCUCUCAGGUGCCUCACUGUAUAUGAUGGAAGACUUGAGUAUAACAAAAGAGUAUUGAUACAUGUAUGCUGUCACUUUCUAAAGCUUAGAGUUUUGAUUAUUGGUCAUGAAUAUAGGUGUUCCAGAUAUACUUUGAAGUUGCCAAAAGAAAUUGGGAAUCUGAUCCAUCUAAGGUUAUUAAGUAUUCGUAAAUCUAAAAUCGAAAAGAUUCCAUCUUCUUUUGGCAAUUUAAGAUGCUUGCAGAGUUUGAUAGUUUGGAACAAGAGUGAUAAAAUACCAAGUUCAAUGUGCAAGUUGGAGCAAUUGAGACAUCUAUAUUUUUUAGGUGACAUAAAAUUUGGUCAUUUCUUAAGGUCAACUAAGUCUAGAAAUUUACAAACAUUACUAGGUAUAAUUACCAAGGAUAUUUUACUGAGUGAUCUUCUACAGUUGGAGAGUCUCAAGAAAUUAAGUAUUCGUGUGGAUGAAAAUUUUGAGACAUUCAUGCACAAUCCCCAAACUCUCACAUUCACUCAUCUUUUCUCUUUAGAAGUGAGUAAAUAUUCCGGUACGAGUAAGAUAGAUAUUGUUCCUUUGAUAUUAAUAUGUCCUCAUAUUUAUAAGUUUAGAUUAAUCUCACCUAUAGUAAGAUUACCACAAGUCAACCAAUUCUCCCCAAGCCUUAUGAAAUUAACAUUGGUUAGUCUCAAACUUGAGGAUGAUCCAAUGCCAACAUUAGAAAAGCUACCAAAAUUAAAAGUCCUUAUCAUUGAUUCUAAUAGUUUUAUAGGAGAAGAGAUGGUGUGCUCAAGAGGAGGUUUCCCUCAACUUGAGUCUCUUGAGCUUACUUUUUUAGAAGGCUUAAAAGAGUGGAAGGUGGAGGAGAGUGCAUUGUGUAAACUUGGCUAUUUGUGUAUUGCUUAUUGUGAGGGAUUGAGGAAAGUUCCAGAUGGAGUAAGAAACAUUGUUACACUCAAUGAGAUAAAGAUAUCUAAUAUGCCUAAGCAAUUCAAAGAAAGAAUGGAGCAAGGAGGAGACGAUUUCCACAAAGUCAACCACGUGCCGUCACGUGUAUUCAUCGGAUGUGAUUGGGAUCAAGAGGAUGAUUAUAUAGUGUAG
Cannabis sativa is the source of this 2808-nucleotide messenger RNA. RefSeq names its product putative disease resistance protein At1g50180. Gene Ontology annotation, molecular function: ADP binding. The record is from RefSeq and is a predicted model, not a curated record. Gene Ontology annotation, biological process: defense response to other organism. Lineage: Eukaryota; Viridiplantae; Streptophyta; Magnoliopsida; Rosales; Cannabaceae. The coding region runs from base 1 to 2808 and encodes 935 amino acids. The transcript is spliced from 3 exons.